Microthlaspi erraticum is the source of this 348-nucleotide messenger RNA. The record is from the annotation of a GenBank genome assembly. NCBI's taxonomy places the organism in Eukaryota, Viridiplantae, Streptophyta, Magnoliopsida, Brassicales, Brassicaceae.
AUGAGAAAAGAAGGAAAAGGAGAUGCGAGAGAAACCAGGGAGAAAGGAAGAAGAAGAAGAGAAGAAAGAGAGAGGAGAAGAAAGAGAAUGAGGGAGAGCGAGAGAGAGAGAGCACGUACCAUGGAAAGUCGGAGACGUCAUCGGAGAUCUAGACCAGUACCGCCGGCCACCAUUAAUCAUCACCAUCGGUCCGAGCAUCACCGGAGGUCACAUCCAUCACCGUCGGAGCUUCCGAUCAACCGCCGUAAGCUCACGCCCGUGAGGAUUGAGAGUGCACAUCAGUCUCUUGCGCAGCAAGCAAUCGAAUCUUCACCGAAGUACAUCAGUCUCUUGAUUGUUGAGUGUUGA